CACUAAUCGGCAGGAGUCAUUUUGGCCCACAGCGUAAUCAGCCCCAAGAAGAAUCCCCACACAACGGGGUAAUCAUAAGGAUGAAACCACUGUGCCUGAUCAUGAGCCUUUUGGCUCUUGCAGCAUGCUUCUUGCCCAGUGAAAGUCAAAGAGGUCCCAGGAGACAAUAUCCACCUAGGCUUCUUCCUCCUCCUCCUCCAAAUUUUCCUUUUGGUCCAGGAUUUGUCCCACCCCCUCCUCCACCUUUUGGCCCAGGGAGAAUUCCACCACCCCUUCCACCUCCUUAUGGCCCAGGGAGAAUUCCACCACCCCUUCCUCCCCCUUUUGGCCCAGGGAGAAUUCCACCACCCCUUCCACCUCCUUAUGGCCCAGGGAGAAUUCCACCACCCCUUCCUCCCCCUUUUGGCCCAGGGAGAAUUCCACCACCCCCUCCACCUCCUUAUGGCCCAGGGAGAAUUCCACCACCCCCUCCUCCCCCUUUUGGCCCAGGGAGAAUUCCACCACCCCCUCCACCUCCUUAUGGCCCAGGGAGAAUUCCACCACCCCCUCCUCCCCCUUUUGGCCCAGGGAGAAUUCCACCACCCCCUCCUCCCCCUUAUGGCCCAGGGAGAAUUCCACCACCCCUGCCUGGAAUCCAUUAUGGCCCAGGUUAUCCAUAUCUACCUUUCCAACCAAGACCUUAUCCAACUGGAUCUCCAACUGGAUACCCUUAUCCUCCCUUUACUCUUGAACCCCAAAUACAAACUACUACAACAGACUCCACUACAACCACAACAGGCACCACUACCACCCAAACAAAGCCCACCACCCCCACAACUACCACUUCUACUCCCCAAAAGACAACUACCACUUUGACUCCCGAAGAGACAACUACAGCUUCGACUCCCCAAAAGACAACUACCGCUUCAACUCCCGAAGAGACCACUAUGGCCUCGACUCCCGAAGAGACCACUACGGCUUCGACUCCCGAAGAGACCACUAUGGCUUCGACUCCCGAAGAGACCACUACGGCUUUGACUCCCCAAAACACAAGUCAGAAGAAGUUUCUAGAUAAACUCUUUUCAAUUUUUGGAUGAGAAUGAGAUGUUCAUAAGCUCUGAGCUUUGGGAAUGAAUAAUCUUAGAAAGAAACUACCAAACAAUCCACAAAAAUAUUAUGAAAACAAAGUGAAAAUAAACAGUCUAGCAAAAAUAUGAAACCAAUAUGUUGUCAUG
Mustela erminea (ermine) is the source of this 1214-nucleotide messenger RNA. Its product is annotated as vegetative cell wall protein gp1-like. The transcript is spliced from 3 exons. The coding region runs from base 81 to 1076 and encodes 331 amino acids. The record is from RefSeq and is a predicted model, not a curated record. NCBI's taxonomy places the organism in Eukaryota, Metazoa, Chordata, Mammalia, Carnivora, Mustelidae. Gene Ontology annotation, biological process: regulation of sensory perception of pain. Gene Ontology annotation, molecular function: endopeptidase inhibitor activity.